Molecule: messenger RNA, 2970 nt
Organism: Colletotrichum karsti
Lineage: Eukaryota; Fungi; Ascomycota; Sordariomycetes; Glomerellales; Glomerellaceae
Product: protein kinase domain-containing protein
Exons: 2
Coding region: 1-2970 (989 amino acids)
Biological process (GO): protein phosphorylation; signal transduction
Cellular component (GO): cytoplasm
Molecular function (GO): ATP binding; protein kinase activity
Source: RefSeq, a predicted model, not a curated record
AUGGCGCAAACAAGCGCCUCCUCUACGGAGCCGCCUCCGUCGUCGACGACCCAUCCCAGUAGCACUAGUUUCUUCCGCAAAAUCUUCGGACGAAACAACGCGGCCCCGGCUCCCGGUCCUGUCGGGCCGCCCCAGCCAAAGGAGCCCGAGCCCGAACCCGAGCCCGACUCCGACGACCCGCAAAACGCUGAGCUGGGACGCCGGAUCUCGAGAAAGGUCGUGCCUGGACUUCCUCGAGUGCAGACCUUCAAACGUCAACAGUCAGAGCGUAGAAAUAAUCUCGCACCAGUGGAGCCUUCACCAGCUGAGAGGCGUGCUCUGUCGGUGGAUAGACGCGUGCAAUCUUCACGUACAGCAUCACAGGCCCAAUCGUUUCCACGAGCUAGCGCUCCGGACCUAUUCGAAAAUGCCUCCUUCGAGGUUCAAUCAGCUAUAUCCGCACCCGUCAGCCCCAUCGAGGAACAUGUAGAAGGAACGCUGCAUCACGUGGUAUCCGAAGUCACGGAGCCUGCGGUGGAAGAAGCUCAUCUUCCCGAGGUCCAGUCGAACUCGGACGCGCAUUCUGUCACAACAUCUCAGUCUCAAUACGAGGCCAUGAUUCAUGACGAGCUUGAGACCACCUGGAUUCUCAACCUCAGUAUGCAUUUCAGGGAUAAGUCCAAGAGAGAAAAGUUCUUUGUAACUUACCGGGAGACGCCUACGCUGUGGCGCCGGGUCACUAUCUCGCUAGACUAUCGUAAUGCGCCGGACAAUUCGCUCGAGAUGGACCUGUUACAUACCAAGUCCCAACGCGAUAAGAGCUCCAAAAUUUACGAAGCAAUCAGGGACAGCCUGCAAGACAUUCAGUUUUACCAAUCCGUCACCAACCUCAAAUUACAGACUACUGAUGGUCGACUUCAUGUCCACGUGGUUGAAGACGUAAAUGAAAUCAUCCAAUAUCCUACCGUCCGCCAAGUGCAACAUCUAGGAUGCCGGAGGAUAAGAGAAAGCGAUAUCGAUUUCGACUCUCAUAUGUCUGGUUUUGUUUACAAAGUGUGCGUUGGAGGCGAGGUGCUUAUAAAGAAGGAAAUCCCGGGUCCCGACACCAUUGACGAGUUUCUUUAUGAAAUCAACGCGUUGAACCGACUCCGAUACUCGAAGAACAUCAUUCGAUUCUACGGGGUGGUUAUUGAUGAUGACGACGAACACGUCAAGGGAUUGCUCAUCAGCUAUGCCGUCCAUGGCGCUCUCAUUGAUGUCAUUUAUGACAAUCGACAAGAAUCAGAGCUUGGCCUUCCCUGGCCGAUUCGUGAGAAGUGGGCGCGCCAAAUCGUGCAAGGCCUAGCGGAUAUCCACGAGGCUGGCUUUGUUCAGGGUGACUUCACUCUCUCGAACAUUGUCAUCGAUUAUGAUGACGACGCCAAAAUCAUUGAUAUCAACAGAAGAGGCUGCCCUGUGGGAUGGGAGCCUCCGGAAGCCACGCCUCUCAUCGAGAGCAACCAGCGCAUUUCAAUGUACAUUGGCGUCAAGUCUGACCUCUACCAGCUCGGCAUGGUCUUGUGGGCGCUGGCCGCACAAGAUGACGAACCCGAAGCUCAGGGACGUCCGCUGAUGCUUGGCGAGGACCACGUCGUUCCCUCGUGGUAUCGGGAGAUUGUGGAUAUCUGUCUUAGUGACGAUCCUCGAUUACGACUACAGGCCUCAUCGCUCAUGGCACUGUUCCCGGAUCCUGUGGACGGCGACGACAUUGCUCCACCGUCCAUUUCGGUGGAUGACGGAUACACAAUGCAAGAAUACUUUGUGGACGGAUACAACGGCCCUGGGAGAGUCCGGACUGUUCAACCUUCGCAGGACUGGUCGUACGUAAACAUGGGCCAUACUUACGCCAACCCGAACGUGGGAUUCUCACAGGACCCUUACUACUACACCAGAGGUCGGUCUCCGCCGAGCCCGCUCCCGAGCCACUACGGGCGCUGUGAGUCUCCCGGUAGGGGUCGUAGCAUGUCCGGGUGGGCUGGCGCGAAGAAUAUCGCACCGUCUUACAGUGACAUUGGAGUCGACGAAAUGGAGGACGAGCCCAAGAGUGCGACGCCGACAACCAGCAAAGAUUCCAUUGCGACGCCGGAACCGUUGGAAGAGACGAACAAGGCGAUGCAUAAGAAACUGGAGAACCUGCAAUUGACGCCGAUGUCUAACGACUUGCCCUUGGACGACGUCGAGGUCGACCAAACCCCAGUGCAGGAGGACACUAAACUUGUGAGCGAGGAGUUUUCCAAGAUCCUGUCCAGACACGAUCUCGAGGAAAAACGCACGUCUGCCGAUCCCAUCGAUACCAGGCCCUUGAUGGCAAGUCCUAUGACAGUCCAGAACGUUGCCAUUGGUGAAGAGGAAACGAAGGCAGAACCUGAAAAGGUGGAGGAGGGUAGCCGAACGACGCCAGAGAAACAAAACACAAACGGGCAAUCAGCGCCCGAAAAGGGGGACACAGGACCCAGUGACCAGAUGGACAGAAUCAAAGUCGCUUUGAGCGAGAAGGAUGGUGCCGCGCAAGUUUCGGAGCACGAACUUGCUGCAGCGGAUGCCCCCGCAUCUCUGCCGGCUGACGGAGCGUGUACGGGAGGCGAGAUCGGCUCAAGUGCGGAGGUGAGGCCGGAUUCUGAGACCGAGGCCAAGCCUGUCGCCGAACCGAAUAUGACGACGCCAUCCGACGCUGCAACUUUGCGAGCAGAAUCAUGCUCCGAUCAGGAACAUCGACUGCCCGAGAUCGAAACCGAGAAAACGGAACCCCUGACGGGCUCAUCCCAGUCAAGUUCUCAGCUGAGUUUUACAGACAAAACUAGCACGCCCAACGCUGAAGCACCGGAGCUCAAGGGUGUUGGGGCAGCUCAUUCAGACUCGGAUGAGCAAAUGUUGCGGGAAAAGAUGUCCCUCGACGAUGAUUUGACAGUGUCAGCAAAGGCCGCCACGAUAUCGACAGACGCUCAUGUAUGA